Alligator mississippiensis (American alligator) is the source of this 5853-nucleotide messenger RNA. RefSeq names its product aquaporin 4 (gene AQP4). NCBI's taxonomy places the organism in Eukaryota, Metazoa, Chordata, Crocodylia, Alligatoridae. Gene Ontology annotation, cellular component: plasma membrane; basolateral plasma membrane. The coding region runs from base 159 to 1163 and encodes 334 amino acids. Gene Ontology annotation, biological process: transmembrane transport. Gene Ontology annotation, molecular function: water channel activity. The record is from RefSeq and is a predicted model, not a curated record. The transcript has 7 exons.
CAUCUUGCUUCCACGGGCAAUAAAAAGGAACUGAGGCUGAUACCCAGUGGUGAAAUCUACAGUGGCAUGUACUCAAGAAGAAAGCUGUGUAUUUUGUCCCAGCCGCCUGCGGAGGGUUCAGGAUUGAGAGUGUGGUCGGGGGUAGAAAGUGAGUGCAGAUGGUCCUGAAUGCAAAUGGGGAAGGACAUAGGAACUCCAUACAGAGGAUCCAAGACACCACAGACAAGUGUGGACGUCUGUGUAAGUGUGAGACCAUCAUGGUGGCAUUUAAAGGAGUCUGGACUCAGCCUUUCUGGAAAGCUGUUUCAGCAGAAUUUUUGGCCAUGCUAAUUUUUGUCCUCCUCAGCCUUGGCUCUACAAUCAACUGGGGUGGAUCUGAAAAGCCUCUACCUGUAGACAUGGUCCUUAUUUCCCUCUGCUUUGGACUCAGCAUUGCAACUAUGGUGCAGUGUUUUGGACACAUCAGUGGAGGCCAUAUUAACCCUGCUGUGACUGUUGCUAUGGUCUGCACUAGGAAGAUCAGCCUUGCCAAGUCUGUCUUCUACAUUGUUGCCCAGUGCCUGGGUGCUAUUGCAGGGGCAGGACUUCUCUACCUUGUCACACCCCGAGAUGUGGUGGGAGGCUUGGGAGUUACUAUGGUACAUGGCAAUCUCUCCGCUGGCCAUGGACUCCUGGUGGAGUUGAUAAUUACAUUCCAGCUGGUUUUUACUAUUUUUGCCAGCUGUGAUUCAAAACGAAAAGACGUCACUGGUUCAGUAGCUUUAGCAAUUGGAUUUUCUGUUGCAAUUGGACACUUAUUUGCAAUCAACUACACUGGUGCCAGUAUGAACCCUGCUCGAUCAUUUGGACCCGCUGUUAUUAUGGGAAAAUGGGAAAACCAAUGGGUGUAUUGGUUAGGACCUAUAAUAGGAGCAGUCCUUGCAGGUGCCCUUUAUGAAUAUGUCUACUGUCCAGAUGUUGAACUCAAGCAUCGUUUUAAAGAUGUCUUCAGUAAGGCUACCCAACAGUCUAAAGGGAAAUAUGUGGAGGUGGAAGAUAGUCGGAGUCAAAUAGAAACUGAUGAUUUGAUCCUGAAGCCUGGCAUCGUUCAUGUGAUUGACAUUGAAAGAGGUGAAGGCAAGAAGAGAGGUGAUCCGUCCAGUGAGGUGCUGUCUUCAGUAUGACUAGCAAGGAGCACUGAAAGCAGAGAACAGCCUUGUAGCAUGUCCACAGAUAUCCUUCCACCCAUUAGAGAGACAGAUUUACUGUAAAGCAAGUAUAUACGACACCUUAAACGGUAUGGUGAUGAAAGCAGCUAGGUAGUUAGGUAGUUGUUUUAGCGAGCCAUACUUCUCAGUUUGAAUAUUAAAGGUUUACUUUAUUUAAGGGGUCCCCACCAAUUAUUCCAAAUUCAGAAAUAUUCUUUUCCCCCCCCUUUUUUUGGAAUAUCCCUAAAAUCAAUUUAAAAGAGAGAUGAAAGCAUUUCCCUUUAAUAAGUUAAUCAAUAGUGAGAUGGAAAUAAAGAUAUUUAACAUUCAGAUUGACAGUUAAGACUUAUCUGCAAAUGCCUAUAGACAUACAGACAUAUUUAUCAGAUUGUUCUUCUGACACUUAAUUGGCUGUUGUCAACCCUGAUUAGAAUAUCUUACCAUUAAGCAGUUUUUGCAAGGUUCAGUGCUAAAAAUGCCAGUGUACAGUAUUUAACAGAUUCAUCCAAAUUUAAAAAAAAGGAAGUGUUAGUUUUUUUCUUGUGUAUCCCCUCUCAUCAUUUCUUUAAAACCUACUUCUGAAACACUAUAUUGUUGAUUGGUAGAAAAUAGGUACCGAUCAGUCAUCCUACCUUUUUUUACUCAUUAGGUAUCCACAGUAUAUAAAAACACUGCUUUCUUCUCUGCUUAUGACCAGAAAUAGUGAAAUUGAAAUUCUGAUUUGAGCUGCAAAACAUUUUCAUAGAUUGUAUACAAGUUAGUAUAGCUGUCCAUCUGGUGAAAGGUUCUUUUGAGGUUUAGCUAUUGAUCAUUUAGGGUUGCCAGUCUAUCAAGGUCAUUCGGAAAACAUGAAAGCUCACGUGUUACUCAGUAACUCAAGUAAAAGAUAUCAGAAGAAAGGAAGGCGUAUCUGUUUUCAGUGCUCUUGUUCAAAUAAACAUUUCUGUGCUAAUUUAUAUAACCUAAAUGUUUAAAUGACUUACCCACUUUGCUUACAAGGAGACUAUUUUUUAUUUAUUAGCAAAGUAGAUGAGGUUUUAUUUUAACUCUGGGUAACUAUAUUGAAAUACUGAUUGGGAAAUAUUUUUGAUAAAGGAUAAUAUAAAUAUGACUACUUUGGCUUUGACUGUUGUUAACUGGUCUCUCUUUAGUUGAACAGCAUUAAGAGUGUUCCACUGUUCAUAUAGUUUUAUUCUAUCAUGUCUAUAGUAACGUUUUCGCCAUUAGUCUUAUUUCUUAAUAAGAAAAGAAAGUGAGAUGCUUUAUAAAAGAAUGUGAAAAGGGAUGUCCCGAUGUUUCUACACACAUAAAGAUAACCAAUCUUUCCUCUAUGGAAGCAUUUCAACAGAUAUAGCUAACCCAACCAAAAAGUUUUUUAGAGCUCUUCCUAACCAACACACUGCUUUGUUCCUAACCAAUUGCUUGGAUUUUUUUGUGAUAUGCCAUUACAGUGCUGUUAGAGUACUAUGUUAUUACCAUAAUUAUAUGUGUUUUGUAAUCUAAAACAUGAAAAGUCAUUGAUGCUUACAUAAACACCGGAGGAAAAUGAAUCAGCAAAGGUUGUAAAUUGUAGUAGGCUGGUCUAUUCUUUGACAUAUUAAAUGAGUUUGUUCUAAUGUAUUAGAUAGAUACAGUGAUGGAGUAAUAGACCACUAGUAAACUCAAAGCUGUGCAUCACUGCGGAAGGGCAAUACUGGUAUAUUUGUUUUUCUGUUCUCAUGUCCCCUUUAUGAUAGCUUUCACCCCUAUAGGAAAGAGAAAUAUAUUUUAUUAACUGUACAUAGGAAACAAUCACAGCAUCAACAUUCAUGAAUAUAAAUGUAAGUAAGAGCAUGCAUGACAUUUUUAGUGCUGGCAUAUAGUAGGACAGAAAUCUGCUUUUGUUCAGUGGGAAGUACAAGGUCUGAUGGCUAAGACAUAUACUGUCUCUCUGUACAAGACUGGAUUUUACCUUAAACAAAUUCAGUGUGAAAAAUUUAAAACUUGAGCACUUUUUCUGCCCUAGUUUUGUUCUGCUUUUUGGACUAAUUUUUUUUUGGACUUUGCAAAACAUUUUGCAUGGUUUCAGCUGCAAGCUAAAUGGAGAAAGUUAUUAUCACAUUUGUAGACUUUAAAAUACUUUUUUUGCAUUUAAUUUUUGUACUAAGCACGCUCUAGUAACUCAUGAUUUGUAAAGUUUGUAGGGCAUCAUAUUAUUCAAAUACAAGACUGUGAUUAUGUUAUUUUGUAUUUACGGCCCUUUUAGACAAAAGGAAUUAAAUGUGUACCUUCCCCAACUAUCUACAGUCAGAUUCUAUUGCCGAGAUGAAUAUAAAACUAGCCAAGUCAAUUAAAAGACUUUUUUUUUUCAUGAAACACUAUUAAUGAAGGGUGGCAAACACUCAGUGCCUGUCUCCGGAGACUUCUUCACACAAAGAAAGAGACAGUGAUAAGACAGAUUGCUGAACAAAGAAGGCAGGGAGAAAGGGAAGCCAAAGCAAAUACAGUGUAAUCUGGUGAGGGAUAUUGCCACCCGGUGUCUGUAGACUUAAGGGGGUAUGGUAAGAAAAGUGAGAUACAGUGGGUCAGCUUGUAGUCUCACUGAGGAAGACUCUUUGAGAGGUUUGCUGUUGACUAUCAUGGAAGCAAUGAAGUGUCAUUUUAGUAUUUGAUAUCGUUCUCUCAUACAAACUGUAUUUUGUAUGUGUUUUUCAAGAUUAAAGGUUGAGAGAGAUCCUUUCGGCAAGAUAUAUUACUUUGAAAGCAGGUGCGUUUGACUUGAGCUUUAUGACCCACCUCUAAAGCAAACUCCAGGAAUAUUUCUCAUUACAGUCUAUUCUACAGCACCACAUGGAGAGAUCAUCAUUAAACAAAGGGAAUGCCACAGAUCAAUCACUUUAAGAAGUUGUCUUAGCCUCAACCUGAAGGAAUAUAUGUUCUUAUAAAUUGUUUUCUGUGGUGUCAUUAGCAUGUAGUAUGUACCUUUUGGUUAAACACUAUAGACUAACAUGACUUUUUCUCAUGAUCUGGUUUGUAUUUUAGUAUUGUUUUAAUAAUACUCUUGUACUUUAUAUUUUGUUGGCUAUAAGUUGCAUGCACCUGGUAAUAUAACUUGGUAACCUAAGUUUUACAAUGUCAAUCUUAUUUGUUCAUGUUGGUGAGUGGAUAUGACAAUAACUAUACCCAUUGGUCAUUAUGACCCCAGUAUCCUCAAAAUUUAGAAAUGGAAACAAUCAACCAGAUGGACUCUUACAUCUGCUCUGUCAAUGAAGGAGUUGUUUCCUUCAGUAUAUUCACAUCAGGGCCAAGGUAUUCAAAAUAUUUAAUUGCUGUCAAUCAGAACUAAAAGGUGAGAAGUGGAUUAAAUUUAAGCAAACAAAUAUCUUUUAAAAUGCAAGAAUCCUAAAUGGUUCAUGACCCCAAUUAUAACUGUUCUCAUAAAUAUGUAUAUCCUGCAGCAUUUGAUGUACUAUAUUCCUUCUGCUAUUGAAGUACAGGGAGCUAUAAUUGACCUCAGUAGGUAUAGGCCAAACUUUGCAUAUCACAUCAUCUGCUUGCAUCUAGUACAUGUGUUAGUACAUGAGUUUUCUGUGAUAUGUUUUGUUUGUGGUUAGCAGUACUUUGCUUUAGCAGUUGGGUAAAAUGCCAAUUAUCACUGUAAUAAAUUACAGGGAUUUCCACGUUUUAAAUGCUGGUUACAAAGAUGUAGCAGUUAUGCUUUGCAAUGUUUUGUCAGCAGCCUCUGAAAAUAUAUGCCAGAUAUUAUACACAGCACAAUGUUAAAAAGUAGGAAUCAAAUAUAAAAGAAAUCAUAUUCUGGAUCUUCUCUUAGGACAUCAGAAAUACCAAUUUAGAAUCAAAUUUAUAUCACUCGCCACCAAAGUGGCGUCCAGACAAACACAGACAUUUGGUUCCAUGGGGACAAGUAGCAGUGGUGCACCUUGUGCCAUAGCUACUUGUCCCUGGGGAACACCUGUGUCACGCACACUUUGGCUCGUGGCAAGUUACCCCAGCAGGUGGUAGAGGAGGCUAGGUCCAGCACUGGGCUGGCUCCAGCAGCCUUACCUGGGCGCUAGAGGCCUCCCAGGGCUGCAGUGGUGGUGAUCCUGCCAGGCGGGUCCUAGCUGGCAGCUACAGCAUAACUCUGGGCGGACCAGCUCUGCUUUUCAGCAGUCCUUGCUGCCCGUGCGUGCGCUGCUCCAUUUUUUUUUUCUGUGGGUUUUUUUGACCCCUGGAUAUCCAAGGGUCAAAAAAACCUGUGGAGGGGGGUGGGGAAGCAGAGCAAUGCAUGCAUGGGCAGCAUGCCCUUGCAGCACAGAGAAGACCUGACUAUGCAGUAUGUGGCGCUGCAGAUGUGUUUGCGAUGCCACAUACCGCAAAGCUGUGCUCGUCUAGACAUGCCCAGUGUGUGCAUCUGAGUUUAUCAAGGACAUGUUGAAUAAAUAUCCUUGAAAAUAUGCAUACAGGAUUUAUUAUUAGUUUAUACUAGCCAAGUCAGAGUGGUACAGUCACUGCAAUUCAGAAAAAAUGGAGAAUGCAUGGAUGUUUCCACCAAGUUUUUUAUUAUUAAAAUGUUAAUCACUGCAAUAUCAAAGCUGUACUAAAGAAUUUUAAACUUUAAUAUAUAACAUUUUGCUGUAUUUUGUAUUGUUAUUGUAAAUAAACUAUUGUCUGCUUAAAAUGUAAA